Messenger RNA from Ectocarpus siliculosus, 1472 nucleotides. Lineage: Eukaryota; Phaeophyceae; Ectocarpales; Ectocarpaceae. The record is from the annotation of a GenBank genome assembly.
AUGAGAUCGCUUGCCUGGACUGGCCACCGCGCUGCUUCUUCCCUUCUGUUCGCGAGGAGUAGUACCCUCGUCCCCACUAGCAGCCGCCUCGUACGGCCCACACCGCCUCCUGCCAACCUCGUGCUCAAGUGCUCCUGGUCCAAGAGGCCGAACAAGAUGGACUUCCGCGUGGCGACGUACAAUAUCCUCUGCAGCCACCUGGCGGAGCCGACCCGGUUCCCUCAGUGCAGCCCUAGGAACUUGGAUGCUCCCACCCGGUUGAAGAGGGUCAAGCACAAGCUGGAUGCGGAGAUAUCGAAAGGGUCUGUGAUCUGCCUGCAAGAGGUGGGCAUCGGGUGGGCAGGCGACCUACACGUGUACUUCAUGGAUCGGGGGUACGCGUUCGUGACAGCACAUUACGGCAAGCACUUCAACAACUACAUGGGCGUGGCCCUGGCGUGGCCCCUGGACAAGUACGAGUGCCUCACCGUGGACACUACGCGGUUGUCCGACACUAGGAGGUGGGGCAGGGAACCUAGGCAGGAGCGGGAAGAGAAGGAAGCCAAGCAAGCGGCGGAGCCCCCGUCGACCCCGAUCGCGGAGAGGCGUUUCAACCAGGUGCUGUUCGCCCGCCUCCGCCCCAAGACGGGGGCGGCCGACUUGCCCAACGGGGGCACCUUCUGCAUAGGGACGUACCACAUGCCGUGCCUAUUCAACAUCCGGCCUGUGAUGGUCAUGCACACAUCGCUAGCCAUAAGGCACUUAGCCAAGCUGGCGGGACCUGAUCCGCUUGUGUUCGCGGGGGACUUCAACUUUAACCCUGACUCGGAUUGCUACAAACUUGCGGUUGAAGGCGACUUGCCUGAAAGCAGCGGCGACUUCCCGGUUCGGCCUGAGUGGGAGAAGGACUGGACGCCCAAGACUGGGGUUUGCCUCCAGAGCGCCUACAAGCAAGUGGAUGGGAAGGAGCCGGAUUUCACCAACAAUGCUAAGGUGGAGGACUGGGACCCGUUCAUCGACACCUUGGACUACAUUUUCCACACCCCUGGCAUCACCGCCGUCAAGGUGUUGCCCUUGAAGCACAGGAGCGAAGUCAACGGGCCGUUCCCCGUUUCCGAAGAACCUUCGGACCACGUCAUCCUCGCCGCUGAGUACAAGGUAGACCGUCCCGUCGCUGCCGAAGCUUGAAACCGCUAAGCAGUCGUGGCGGGGUGUAUGCGCCUUAGGUUGAUUUUAAUACUUGUGUCCCGCUGGUUGGUCAUGCGUGACGCGGUCAUCAGGGCUUGUUUCGAUUGCCGGAGAUUCGAGGUGUAAAGCUGUAGAGUGUUCGUGUUUGAGGAAAGUAGACUAACAAUCCCGUCGUUUUUAAGGUGGAGAGUAUCAUAUCGCGCCGUUUUGCGAGAUGCCGGAGUAUUGCGUAUGCCUGGAAUGUGUUGGAGUUAAUUGUUGAUGGUUUCGGAAUACGGUGUGCACAUAUGCAUGGAUCGGUCGAU